AUGGUGGAGUUUCUUGGGGGUAGUUCGAUGAAAUUCUUAGCAUAUUUUGUUUUCGUUUGUUGGUUUACUGUUCCACCGGUCGAAGGUAGAGUUCGCCAUUACAAAUGGGAAGUGAAGUAUGAAUUUAAGUCACCAGAUUGCUAUAAAAAGCUUGCUAUUACCAUCAAUGGACGAACCCCGGGGCCGAGUAUCAUUGCGCAGCAGGGGGAUACAAUUACUGUAGAGCUCAAGAAUAGUUUGUUAACAGAAAAUGUUGCAAUCCACUGGCAUGGAAUAAGACAGAUUGGAACACCUUGGUUCGAUGGAACAGAAGGGGUGACACAGUAUCCUAUUCUGCCUGGAGACACCUUUGUGUACAAGUUUGUUGUCGAUAGACCAGGGACAUAUUUAUACCAUGCACACUAUGGUAUGCAAAGAGAAGCGGGGCUAUACGGAUCAAUUUGUGUAUCGCUUCCCGAUGGAGAAUCCGAGCCUUUUUCGUAUGAUUAUGAUAAAAGUAUAAUCCUUACUGAUUGGUAUCACGCCAGCAGAUAUCAACAAGCUGCUGGCCUCUCUUCAAUACCCUUUGUCUGGGUUGGAGAACCUCAAUCUAUUCUGAUACAAGGCAAGGGAAGGUUCGAUUGCAGUACACCAGGCAUUCAAGCAGAUCUUUGUAGUGCCACAAAUCCUGAAUGUACACCUUAUGUACUGACAGUGAUUCCUCGAAAAACGUAUCGACUCCGAAUCGGAAGCCUAACCGCCCUAUCAGCAUUGAGUUUUGAAAUUGAAGGCCAUAACAUGACAGUAGUUGAAGCUGAUGGUCACUAUGUUGAACACUUUGUAGUCAAAAACUUGUUCAUCUACUUCGGUGAGACAUAUUCUGUCCUAGUUACGGCCGAUCAAGAUCCUUCGAGAAACUACUGGGCAAGUGUAAAAAUUGUAAGCAGGAACAGCAAUACUACAAAUGGUUUAGCCAUCUUCAAUUAUUAUCCGAACCAUCCACAACGAAACCCUCCAACGGUCCCUCCUCCCGGUCCACAUUGGAAUGACAUCGAACCACGACUGGCUCAAAGCAUUGCAAUAAAAUCACACAAAGGUUACAUCCAUCCUCCUCCUCAGACAUCUGACCGAGUGAUAAUCAUGCCCAAUACACAAAAUCGUAUCAACGACAAUGUCCGUUGGUCAAUCAACAAUGUCUCGUACAACCUCCCACACACGCCAUAUCUCAUCGCGCUUAAGCACAACUUAACACAUGCCUUUAACCCUUUUCCUCCCCUGGAAGGGUACGACUUUGCAAACAUUGUAGAAAUUAAUUCUUUCUUGUAUAAGCCUGCCUGA
Molecule: messenger RNA, 1317 nt
Organism: Fraxinus pennsylvanica
Lineage: Eukaryota; Viridiplantae; Streptophyta; Magnoliopsida; Lamiales; Oleaceae
Source: the annotation of a GenBank genome assembly